CCUGUCAGAACCCCUCCAAGCUCCAAAGAUAUCCCUCUUAGCGCACAGACCACACAUAUCCUUUCUCCAUCUUUGUCCGUCCAAUCCGCUUGCACCGUUCAACGAUUUCUCAAAAAGUCCCGGGAGCUCCAUCUGAUAGCAUCUACCAGAACCUCGGGGGGAGAGCUCAGAAGCUGUUAGCGGACCAAACGACAACGACAACGACAACGACAACGACACGGAACGGAACGGAACGCGAGUAGUUAAAAAAAGAAAAAAGACGCUUCGAAAUCCCCCAACAACACAAGAUGGAAGCCGGAUUCAGGCAAAUAUACCGCCUAGCCGUGCCGGCGGCGGGCGCCCUGGCGCUCGCGCAAGCGUCGAUGUACGACGUGCGCGGGGGCACGCGGGCCGUGAUCUUCGACCGGCUGCAGGGCGUCAAGGAGACGGUCGUCAACGAGGGCACGCACUUCCUGAUCCCCUGGCUGCAGCGCAGCAUCAUCUUCGACGUCCGCACCAAGCCCCGCAACAUCGCCACCACCACCGGCAGCAAGGACCUCCAGAUGGUCAGCUUGACCCUCCGCGUCCUGCAUCGGCCCGACGUCAAGGCCCUGCCUAAGAUCUACCAGAACCUCGGCACCGACUACGACGAGCGCGUGCUCCCCUCGAUCGGCAACGAAGUCCUGAAGUCGAUCGUGGCGCAGUUCGACGCGGCGGAGCUGAUCACGCAGCGGGAGGCGGUGUCGCAGCGGAUCCGGGCGGACCUGAUGAAGCGGGCGUCCGAGUUCAACAUCGCGCUCGAGGACGUGUCCAUCACCCACAUGACCUUCGGCCGGGAGUUCACCAAGGCCGUCGAGCAGAAGCAGAUCGCCCAGCAGGACGCCGAGCGCGCCCGCUUCAUCGUCGAGAAGGCCGAGCAGGAGCGCCAGGCCAACGUCAUCCGCGCCGAGGGCGAGGCCGAGUCCGCCGAGACCAUCUCCCGCGCCAUCGCCAAGGCCGGCGACGGCCUCAUCCAGAUCCGCAAGAUCGAGGCCAGCCGCGAGAUCGCCCAGACCUUGUCCUCCAAUCCCAACGUCUCCUAUCUCCCGGGCGGAAGCAAGCAGGGCGGCAACGGGCAAUUCUUACUUUCGGUCGGCAGGGCAUAAGGGAAAGGGGUUAUUUAUUAUUAUUGGGAGGCAGAUAACCAGAAAAAAGAACAAGAAAAAGAAAAAGGGGCCCAUGUGUAUAUUAACAAUGAACUGCCCGAUUUCUCCACUUCGGGAUAUGAUUAAUGUGUGUUACUACUAGUAAAAGCCGGAGGU
Daldinia caldariorum is the source of this 1280-nucleotide messenger RNA. RefSeq names its product band 7 family-domain-containing protein. Bases 288 to 1124 code for a protein of 278 amino acids. Gene Ontology annotation, cellular component: mitochondrion; membrane. Gene Ontology annotation, biological process: mitochondrion organization. Lineage: Eukaryota; Fungi; Ascomycota; Sordariomycetes; Xylariales; Hypoxylaceae. The transcript has 2 exons. The record is from RefSeq and is a predicted model, not a curated record.